AUGGGGGUCAAUCGAGACUUGAAGAAAGCCACCGAAGCUUACUGGGCCGGGAAGGUUCCCCAAGACGACCUGGUCGCCGAAGGAAAGAGACUUCGUUUGGAACAUUGGAAGAUUCAGAAAGACGCUGGCAUUGACAUCAUUCCGAGCAAUGACUUUGCUUUCUAUGACCAUGUCUUGGACCACAUUCAGCUAUUUGGCGUGGUUCCUGAGCGGUACACCAAGAACAACCUGACACCCCUGGACCAGUACUUUGCCAUGGGUCGAGGUCUGCAGAGACCAGCAACCGACAGCACUCCUGCUGUCGAUGUGCCUGCUCUGGAAAUGGUGAAAUGGUUCGACUCAAACUACCACUACGUCAAGCCAACCCUCCAAGACAACCAGACCUUCAAGCUUGCCUCCAAUCCCAAGCCCGUCGCAGACUUUCUCGAGGCCAAAGAGGCUGGAAUCAUUACCCGACCCGUCCUACUUGGCCCAGUCUCCUUCCUUCACCUGGGCAAGGCCGACCGUGGUCACUCCAUUGAGCCCAUCUCGGCUCUCGACAAACUCCUGCCUCUCUACCAAGAUUUGCUCAAACAAUUGAAGGAGGCUGGCGCUGAGACGGUCCAGAUCGACGAACCAAUCCUGGUCUUUGACUUGCCUAAGCGUGUCAAGGAUGCUUUCAAACCCGCGUACGAGAAAUUGGGCAGCUUGGGAAGCAGUGCUCCCAAGAUUGUCCUUGCCACUUACUUUGGUGACAUCGUCCACAACAUUGACGUUCUCGACUACCUGAAGGGUGUCUAUGCUAUCCACGUCGAUCUUGUGCGCAACCCGGAACAGUUUGAGACUGUGGCCGCUGCUUUGGGCCCUCAACAGGUUCUUUCAGCCGGUGUAGUUGAUGGACGAAACAUCUGGAAGACAAACUUCAAGCGAGCCAUCGAAAUUGUUGAGGGUGCUGUCCAGAAACUCGGCAAGGAUCGAGUCAUUGUCGCCAGCUCUAGCUCUCUCCUGCAUACUCCUCACACUCUUGCCAGUGAGAAGAAGUUGGACCCUGAAAUUGCUGAUUGGUUCAGCUUCGCAUGUGAGAAGGCCAAAGAGCUCGCCAUCAUCGCCAAGGCUGUCACAGAAGGUCCUGCGUCCGUCCGAGAUGCUCUGGAGGCUAACGCCAAAUCCAUGCAAGCCCGUGCCUCUUCCAGCCGGACAAACGACCAAGCGGUCAAGGAACGCCAGAGCAAGGUCACUCCAGAGUUGCAUGAGCGCAAGUCUCCCUUCCCUAUCCGUAUUUCUGAGCAGCAGAAGCGUCUGAACCUUCCCCUGUUCCCGACCACCACCAUCGGAUCCUUCCCGCAAACAAAGGACAUCCGUGUUCAUCGCAACAAGUUCACCAAAGGCGAGAUCACUGCUGAGGAGUAUGAAAAGUUCAUUGAGAAGGAGAUUGAGAUGGUCGUGAAGGUCCAGGAGGAGCUCGACCUUGACGUCUUCGUCCAUGGUGAACCUGAGCGAAACGACAUGGUGCAGUACUUUGGCGAGAGACUUAACGGCUAUGCUUUCACCACCCACGGUUGGGUCCAGUCUUACGGUUCUCGCUGUGUCCGACCACCCAUCGUUGUCGGAGAUAUCUCCCGACCUGCUCCCAUGACCGUUAAGGAGUCGAAGUACGCUGCUUCCAUCUCUCCCAAGCCAAUGAAGGGUAUGCUCACUGGUCCUAUCACCUGCUUGAGAUGGUCCUUCCCUCGUGAUGACGUCCACCAAUCCGUCCAGGCACAACAAUUGGCUCUGGCUCUCCGUGAUGAAGUCGUCGACCUCGAGAAGGCCGGCAUCUACGUCAUCCAAGUCGAUGAGCCCGCUCUGCGUGAGGGUUUGCCUCUACGUUCUGGCAAGGAGCGUACCGACUACUUGAAGUGGGCGGUUGACUCCUUCCGCCUGGCAACUGCGGGCGUUGAGGAUGGCACUCAGAUCCACAGUCAUUUCUGUUACUCUGAGUUCCAGGACUUCUUCUACGCCAUCGCGGCUCUCGACGCCGACGUUCUCUCAAUUGAGAACAGCAAAUCUGACGCCAAGCUUCUGAAGGUGUUUGUUGACGAAGCCUACCCGCGUCACAUUGGUCCUGGUGUCUACGACAUCCACUCGCCUCGUGUUCCUUCGGAGCAGGAAAUCCGCGACCGAAUUGCAGAGAUGCUGCAGUACCUGAAGCCAGACCAGCUGUGGAUCGACCCUGACUGUGGUCUUAAGACCCGUCAAUGGAAGGAAACCAAGGCUGCCUUGACCAACAUGGUCAACGCCGCCAAGUUCUUCCGUACUCAAUAUUCCAAGUAA
Capronia coronata CBS 617.96 is the source of this 2292-nucleotide messenger RNA. RefSeq names its product 5-methyltetrahydropteroyltriglutamate-homocysteine methyltransferase. The transcript has 2 exons. The record is from RefSeq and is a predicted model, not a curated record. Lineage: Eukaryota; Fungi; Ascomycota; Eurotiomycetes; Chaetothyriales; Herpotrichiellaceae. Gene Ontology annotation, molecular function: 5-methyltetrahydropteroyltriglutamate-homocysteine S-methyltransferase activity; zinc ion binding. The coding region runs from base 1 to 2292 and encodes 763 amino acids.